Boleophthalmus pectinirostris (great blue-spotted mudskipper) is the source of this 2908-nucleotide messenger RNA. Its product is annotated as mitochondrial fission factor homolog A-like. The record is from RefSeq and is a predicted model, not a curated record. Lineage: Eukaryota; Metazoa; Chordata; Actinopteri; Gobiiformes; Gobiidae. Gene Ontology annotation, biological process: positive regulation of mitochondrial fission. The coding region runs from base 157 to 990 and encodes 277 amino acids. The transcript has 7 exons. Gene Ontology annotation, cellular component: peroxisome; mitochondrial outer membrane.
CCAGCGUGCACUUCCGGUACUUGUCUCCUGAGCUCCUGCGGUGGUCAGUAUCUUGUUUAGCUUUCACUGGCCCUUCGUGCGGCUGGUGGAUGCUGCUGUACACACCUCUACUGGACACAUGCCAUUUUAAUCCGGUGCUAAAAACACAGCGGCGGGAUGAGUGUUCCAGCUUUUGCCCCUCCCUCUGCGGAUGUGGCGGAGAUGAACCGUAUCCACUAUGAGCUGGAGUACACAGAGGGCAUCAGCCAGCGCAUGAGGAUCCCAGACACACUCAAAGUGGCCCCUGACAGCCAGCCGGGGCCCCUGCCUCUACAGCAGCCUCUGCCCCACACCACCAUAAUGCAGGUGCCUGAGAGGAUCAUUGUAGCAGGAGAUGAAGACGACCCUCGGUUCUCUCGUCCCAGAGACUUGGACCUGAUCCAGUCAGUCCCUCAGGCAGAUCUGUUGAACAUGAAAGCCCCUCCUCGUGUUCUCACUCUGUCAGAGCAGCCUCUGGACUCACUGGAGACAGAGGAGACCCGCACACAAAACAACCAACAGGCACAGCACGCUCGCUCUCGAAGGGAGCGCAGUGUGAGCGACAACAUUUCUGGUCGUCAUGGUAGCCAGUACAGUGCCAGCCCCUCUCCCUGUGCCCCUCCCAUGCGCCCAUGCCCUCCUCUGUCUUCGCCCGAGGAUGCCAACGUGAACCUGUUCACCGCCGCCGGGUUCCUCUCGUAUGUUCAGUCCACCACACGCCGCGCCUACCAACAAGUGCUUGAGCUCAUAGACGACAACCAGCGCAGGACGCCUCAUGACCUCGCUCUGGAUUUUCAUGAAGAAUCAAGUUUAGUUGAUGCUUCGUCUCUCCGAAGACAAAUAGUGAAGUUGAAUCGCCGUCUGCAGCUUCUUGAGGAGGAGAAUAAAGAACGUUCGAAGAGAGAGGUGGUUCUGUACUCAGCCACUGUGGCGUUUUGGCUCAUCAACACCUGGAUCUGGUUUCGCCGCUGAACACUUCCUCUGUGUAAUAAACCAUAGGCAAGUUUAUGUUGUGUUUUCGUCUCAACAUAUGCGUCUUGACUACUGAUAUUGCAUUUAAAAUAUAUGAUUGUUAUAUAUGUAUUUUCUCGCUAGUAGACUGGAAAACGCAUAGAGCACAGUUGAUAAUGCGGGUUUUGCUUUUUUUAUUUAAAAAAGUCUAUGUAGAAUCAAGUUUACUGAGUGUCUCAUCUAAUGCACUACUGCAGAUAUAGAAAUAUUUUGGUACAUUAAACCUGCAUAUUUAUUGACAUCAUUAAAGGAACUAUGUGUAAGAUUUAGAUUUAAAAUUUCAUAAACAAGACUGUCCUGAGAUAUGAGAUAACAAUGUUCAAAUCAAAUAUAGCUUUUACUGAUAACAAUUGUAAUGCAGAUGCAUUCUUAAAGGUGCAUUAUGCAACUUUUCUGGUGGAGGAUCCAUCACCUGCUUGUUUCUAUGGAUAUGUCACUGCUCUGACUGGAAUGUUCCACAGUAUCACAUUUAACAGCUCUACCUUACAUUUAUUCAAUUACAGGGGGUUUUAUGGCUCAAAAAUGCCUCUAAAAACAGGUAUUCUGACUGUGAGCGGGGUCACCUCGCCAUAGAUCUAACCUGUAACUUGGUCUGGUUUGGUCUCCAUGAAGAUAGAAAUAUUUAAUGCCAUACAGUGAAAUUUCAGACAAAGCAAUAACAUUUCCACAGAGAAAAGCCUUCAGAGAUGGACCCUCCACCAGAAAAAUUAAACAAUGCAAAUUUAAUUAUAAAAACAAUGGAUAUAAUGGCCAAGUUCUUUAUGUUAUAACUUGGCGUUUUGUUUCUCAAGAUAAUUUUCCAAUCAGAAAGCAGACUCACAUGAGUCUUUCAUUUGGGUUGCCAGUUUCAAUAUUAAAAUCCAGUUUAAGCCUAAAAUGACUCUUUACUUAAGCCCCAGCCCCUGCGGCCAAUCAUGAAUCAUGAAUCAGGAAAUAAAUGUCCUCUAUAUGCAGGCUAAAUUAAAGCAAUGGCAACCCAGGCUCGACUGUGAUUUUAAUAUAUCAGUAUAAUAAUGGAGGCUACAUACAGUUCCUUUAAGUGAAUAUUUAAAGAUGCACUGGGUAACUUUUCUAGUGGAGCAUCUGCUACCUGCUUGUCUCCAUGAAAAUGUUAUUGCUUUUUCUGCAAUGUUCCACAGGAUAGAUUAAACCUAUCACGAGGGACACAAGCAGGUUACAGCACAGUGCUACAUUACAGUUCAGAUCUGUGAAGAGUCGGCCCUAUUCACAGAAGGAAUUAUUGUAUUUUUGAGCAACAGAAACACCCGUGAUGAAUAAAUGCUAGAUGGAAAUGUUUAAAGUCAUAAUGUGGAAUAUUCAAGGCAAAACAAUAAUAUCUCCAUGGAGACAAGCAAAUAGCGGACCCUCCACCAGAAACGUUGCACAGUGCGUCUUUAAGAGUAAUAGAACUUGUAUCACAUGUUUCGGGAGAGCUGCCAUGGUAAAAGGACCAAUCCCAAAAAAUAAAAGUGUCAAAAAUAAAUAAGCUAUCGAUGCCAUAUAUUUCCUGAAUGCUGUUUCCCAUAGAUGUCUAAUAAUAAAUAAUAUAGUUUAGUCCACUAUAUUAUUUUUUUGACCUUGUACUUAUAAAACUGCUGUUAAGUUUAUACAAAGUUAUUUAUUUCAAUGCAGAGAGCACAGUUUUCCAUCUGUGUUACCUGCUCUGAGUGGUUACUUUUUAUUAACAAAGUGGUACAUGUGUGUUUUGUACCACUGUUCAUGUUUUAGAUACCAUUAUUUUUGAAUAAUGAAAUGCAUCACUUUUAAUUUAAUAAUUAUUAUUUCAUCUGCAUGGGAGUUGUAAGUUACCAUUUUGUUUUGUCAUAUGUUAUGACAUGUUUGUAUGAAAAAGUGUAAUAAAUGGAUGUUGUUUCUGUCA